AUGGAGAGUAGAAUUCUUAAAAAGAAGAGGACUAUGGGGAGAAGGAUGCCUAAGUCCUUCUUCAGAAUUCUCCCCACAGAUCUUCAAUCCAAAAUAUUUUCUAAGCUAUCUUUGAAGGAUCAAUCCAAUGCCAUGUGUGUCUCGCCACAAUGGCGCGAUCUAAUUCUAAACACAACUUUACCAAAGAUGCACCCACAUAUACCAUUUGUGACUGCUCAUGAUUUACCUAACCCUUUUAUAGAUCUUGAACAAUUAUUCAAUUGGUGUUCAUUAGCUAUGCAUUGCGAAGCCGAUCCUAAAAAUCUUAUUAGCUCGAGCAAUGGACUACUCUUGUUUUGCCACAACAAGGGUGAGGCUGCAAACAUCAUGCGUGAUGUUUAUUACUAUUAUGUCAUGAAUCGCGUUACCAAGCAAUGCAUGGCAAUUCUGAAGCCUAUAGGUCAAAUUUCGGGAGGGUAUUCAUAUGCUGCUCUAGCAUAUGACCCUUCUGAAUCUUGGUUCUUCAAGAUCGUUCGUUUUCAAGGUCAUCGUCACAUCAACAUUUUCUCAUCUAUGACUGGACUUUGGACUACGUUGACUAUUUGUUUGCCCCAAUAUAUUAACGAGUCUAAAUGGGUCCAAAACUCAGUUUACUUGAAAGGGUCAAUUUACCGACUCUCCUGUUCAGGUCAUUUGGUGAGAAUUAAAGUUGAUCCUCAAGAAAAUAUUUCAAAACAAGCUGAGGUGAUAACACUACAUCCAGAUUGUUUUCUGAAUAAUUGUCAAUGGCAAAUAUGUUCUGAAAACAACAAGCUCUUGUUGGUCUUGUCUAGAGGAAUGUUUUUUAAUGUUUUUGAACUCAUAGAAUGUGUUACAAACAAUGUUAGCUCAUACACAUGGAACAUUGUGUUUGAAAUUGAGAGUGAGGAGUUGAUGCCUCUUAAUUUCUAUGGUAAAUUGCUAUCCUUUCACCCUUACCAUGAAGUGGCAUUUUUCAAACGUGGAACUCAACUCUAUGUUUACUUCACUGAGCCAAAUUUAAGCUACACUACCAUUGACAUUGAGGUUGGUGAGGUGCAAUACAACAAACUUGCUUAUGAUUAUAUAAAACAUUGUGGACAACCUUUGCUUGAUUGCAUUGCCCCUUUUGCUUGCACCUUAGAGAAGAAGGGAUGCAAGGCUCUUUGA
Molecule: messenger RNA, 1167 nt
Organism: Trifolium pratense (red clover)
Lineage: Eukaryota; Viridiplantae; Streptophyta; Magnoliopsida; Fabales; Fabaceae
Exons: 2
Coding region: 1-1167 (388 amino acids)
Molecular function (GO): protein binding
Source: RefSeq, a predicted model, not a curated record